Solanum pennellii is the source of this 4375-nucleotide messenger RNA. RefSeq lists its product as uncharacterized. The record is from RefSeq and is a predicted model, not a curated record. Bases 2350 to 3657 code for a protein of 435 amino acids. The transcript is spliced from 6 exons. NCBI's taxonomy places the organism in Eukaryota, Viridiplantae, Streptophyta, Magnoliopsida, Solanales, Solanaceae.
UUGGUUUGUAAGUGAGAAAAUAUUAUCCCAAAAGUAUUUAUAUGUUAAUAGCAAAAUAUUUUUUAUGGUGACGAGAUGGGAUGAGUAGUGGGAUUUCGAGGGUGGCGCGAGGUGGGAUGGUCAAGGGGUGGGGGUGGUGGAUUAGGUGGGUGAGGAGGAGAGGUUGAACUAAAUGUUACUUAAGCAACUUGUUUUCCCUACUUUCAUUAGGGAAUUUAUUUUCCUCACUUUUAAGGAACUUGUUUUUGUAACAUUUUGACUAACCAAACAUAAGAAAAUAGGGAAACAUUUUCUCAAAAAUGUUUUCCUCCAUACCAAACAUACCCUUGUGAAAAAUGUUAAAGAUGAAGAAUGAGUUGGUGAUAUGUUUUUUAAUUUUUAGCGUUGUGUUUAUCUACUGAUCACCCAACAGAUGUGGGUUUUCUUGAAUGUUUUAGUUUUAUAUAUCAUCACAUAGAGAGAAUUAUGUUUUUGUGUUUCUUGACCUGUGUUGCACACUUAGUUGCGCGGACUCUGCAUUUUUGAUACCGCACCCGUGUCGGAUUCUCCAAAAAUACACUACUUUUGGCGAAUCCGAGACGCACCUGUUGAAAUUUUUUAAGAGUCCGAGUAACAUAGGUUGCAAGUCAUUGAAAAGGAACAACGAUUUGUUGUUGUCUGGAAUUUUGCAUUUAUUGGCAACAACUCCCUUAUUUACGGCUACCAAUGGAAAACACUUCUUUGUUUACCUGCUGUUUGGUAGAGCAAUAAUAUAGCAUUGGGCUAAGAUAUGAAGUAUAUCCUUAGAUCCGUGUUUGUUUGAUUGAAAAUGAGAUAUAUGAACUUAAUUUGAAAAACCAUUUCUGCGUGCAACUAGGUAACUUUCUUUCUGACGUUAUCUGUGGAUUGUAGGCUGUCCGACUACAUGCAAAGGACAGUUUGUUAUUAAGUUUCUUAUAUAAAUAAAACCUCCUCUAUGUUAUGGCAUGACAGUUGACUUGGAUAUGUCAAAAAUCAUUUAUAUUUGAAGGAUCCAAGAUUUGAUCUUUAUGGAUUUGAAGUCCAUAAUUCUUUGAAGAAUGGGUUCAAAACAUAGAUUUUUACGAAUGGUCUAUAUGAAAAAUUGUGGGGAUCCCUAUAGGCUAUAACUAUACAUCUGCCGCCAUCUAUUAGCACAUAAAGUGAAGUUAUUAACCUGUUGAUAUUUGCAAAUUGGACAAUAUCUGAAAUGCACCAUAAGCUUGCUAGUUUUGCUCCAAUCUAGUGUCAAUGCAUUCAUUUGGGAUAAGUGUACCUCCAUGAUUUGCCUUCCUUUAAUAAUUGCCAUUUGUGCAUCAUCCACCAACUUAUGAAUUGUUUCUUUUGAAAUCUUUCUGCUAGUAACUUCGAAAUGAUUUUUUUGAAGCUACCAGUCAAGCUUAUGGGCCUUAUCUCUCAGUUCCAAAACAAUUUUCUUCUUAGGAAUCAGAGCAAUAUUAUAUAAGUGAGGUUGAAGCCUUCUACAAUCUUCUUCUAAGUAACGGAAAAGAUCUAGGGUCUUCACUACGUCUUCUGUAAUCAUUAACCAUCAUGUUUCGUAGAAACUCAUGUAAAGCUUAUCUGAACCUAGGUGCUUUGUCACCUUCACAUGCCUUGCAAUCUCCAGAACUUCAUCUUCUUCAAAUGGUUUUAGGAGCCAUAUUUCUUCCUCCAUAAUUUUAGAGAGUCACCCAUGCUGAACCUAGCACUCCUGUUUUCCCCAUUAGCAUACAGGUUCUGAUAGAACUUCAAAAUUCAAUUUUGAUUUCCUUAGAAUCCUCCAUAGUUAUUCCAUUAAUUCUGAACUCCCAAUGUGGCUGUAUCUCUUAUGAACAUUUGCCAUCUUGUGAAAGAAACUAGUAUUAGUAUCACCUUGUUUCAACCAUAACAUCCUUGAACUUUAUCUCAAGUGACUUCUUCAUAUUUGGCUUUGUCUUCCAACUCCAUUUGUAAAUUGAUUAUAACAACCUCCUCUUGAAAUGUCUAGUUUUGUUAUUCUUUUCACUGUCUAGAUGAGUUAUUUAUGCUAACAGCUAGCUGCUGACUUUUCCUAUGAUCCAAACUUGAAAGUUACUUUUAUUCCACUCAGUCAUCUCCCUUUUAUUAGCAGCAGCUUCUUUGACAGAAUAAAUUUUGGUCUGUCUUUUUCUAUAUUCUGUCCACGAUUCUUUCACUUUAUCCACAAAUUCAGCUGGAUCUUACUUUUUCUUUGUUUGGCUCAAGAGCUCGGUGAGCUUAUAUAUGACUUCAACUGGGAACGCAUUUUACUCAACUGGAACUCAGCAAAAAUUUAGAUGAGCCGGACUAGUGGCUACUCAGUGCUCCAUACCUCUAAUCUGCAUCUUUACAUCUAUGGGCACACUAUGUUUAAAUUGUGGUGACAAAGGUUUCACUAACGCAUAUGUUUUCUGUGUGAAAUGCCUAGAAGUUGCUGUGCACCGCUACUGCCUUGAAAAUGUGACAUUUGAUGAAUUUGUUUAUUGGGUCUGCGAUGACUGUGAAGUGAAAGAGCUAGGCGAACUAAACAUCAAGAAAUCUGAUGCCAUCACAGUAGGAAAUAAGGAUUGCACUAGUUCAAGACAUUGUAAAGUGAGUUCUGAAGUAAAUAUUGAUGUUCCCGAGACAACAUUAAAGAGGUGUGAAGGUAGGCUUCAACAACUUCAGGAGCCACCUUCUCGGAUUGAAAUGGUAGAGCAUCGCCAGAUAGGGGGUGAUACUUCAGGCAUGAAGAUGAGCAAGAAAAAAUCUAGUCCUACCUCAUUGAGAGAUGAAAUAUAUGAGCCAAGACUAGAACGUAGCUCUUCUGAGCAAUCCCAUGAGUCACAGAAGAGCAUUGGGUGCAAUGAACGAACUCAAUCAGCUAAUGUUUCUCCAUUGCCAGCUAAGCAAUCAAAGGAAGAAGUUACUGCCCCACUGGACAAGCUAGCGAGAGAAAAUUUUCAAGCUUUCCAUUUGAAGAGAUCUUGUGAGGGAGAUGUUCAGCCUAGCGCACAGCGCAAGUCUUCUGGAAUGACUGAAAAAACAGAGAGUAUAUCAUCGUCUGGCAAUCAUCAAGAAAAGGAGUCGGUGCCUGGAAAAUAUAUAAGAUUAACACCUCAAAUUGGAACUGUUUUCAAUGAAGAGCCUUCUCAAUUUUUAAAAGGUGAACAGCCAAAUGAACCCCAACAUGCUGGCCAGGAACGAGCGUUGCCUCUUGUCGAUUUCAUUUGGAGGGGUAGCUUUAACAUACUGAACAAAGAGUAUGAGACAUUUGAUGGACUUUUAGCUCACCUAUCGGUUAAAGCAUGUCAAAAGGUUUAUGAAGAAGCAAGCUUGUUUCCAGCUUUGCUUCAACUGGAAAUGCUUCCAAAGUCUGAUGUAUGGCCUAAGAGUUUCACCAUAUCAGAGCCCACUGAUGAUAACAUCGCAUUGUAUUUUUUUCCAUCAGACACAAGAUGUGAAAAAGAGUUCGAUCAGUUGGUGGAGCAGAUGAUCGGCGAAGAACUUGCUCUACGAGCAACCGUAACAAAUGCUGAGCUUUUGGUUUUCACUUCUACAGAACUUCCCUUGCUAUACUGGAGAUUUCAGGGUAAGUACUAUCUCUGGGGUGUUUUCAAAGCAAAGCGAGAUUCCAGUGGGAAUACUACGAUGCCAAAUGGGAGGAGCAAACCUUCAACUUGACCAAUUCCUGUGAAUGAAUUGGCUGUUGUCAGAGAUGUCGCGAAUGCCAAAACAUGGGACAGUCGUUUUAGCCCUUUGAGAACCAGAGCAAACUUUGGGUCUUGAAGCGUCAGGUACUCUUGUUGUUUUGAUGUGUUCCUCUCACAUGUGUGACCUAGUAUGCUGUAUGCUUUUUAAUGCAUAUCUGGCGGAUGAAUGAGAAUGUGGCGAAGCAUGUUUCUUUUUAGAGCCAUCUUGUUGUGGAGUUUUGCCCCAUUGAAGAACCUAAUGUCCAGUGAAAGUUAUCUGAUUUAACAAGAGCCGUCUGUUUAGCAGUUAAUUCGAGGACCAGUGAGCUACGUAGAUGUUCAUUUCAAGUAAGAGAUAUGUAGGGAUGGCAAUAUCAAGCAAGAGAAAAGUUUUAACAUUUUCUCUUUGUUAAACCCCAUUUUUGGGGCUCAUGUUGUAUAUUCUGAUUGUAGAUGCAGGUUAUGUAAUAUUAAACUAUCUUAAAUGUAGGGAUGACAGUAAGAGUUGUGGGGGUUGCUUUUCUUUUUCUUUCUUUUCCUCCAUUUGUCAGUUUGCAUGUUUUACUUUCAAUGAGGCCUGUAAGUUUUGUUUAAACAAAUAAAACAAAAAUCAUAUGCAAUUCCACACAACUUACGAUUGCAGUGUAAUGAUCAUAGAUCCCUUCAUUCAUAAAGCAGACUUCAGAUGCUGGCAGUUGUGUAAAAUCCAA